AGUCACUAAGUGUCAAACGCAAAACCUAAUAAGUACUAACUAUUGCAAUUGUAUAUGAUAUACGCGCUACUCCCGCCAUUGGAGUGCAUUUUUUUAUUCAAAAUUUUAUAGAAAAAUCGGGAAAUAUCUAUCUGAUAAAGUAUAAUCGCGCCGUCAUUUGUGAAUCAGAACGCUAAACAAUUGUGAUAAAUUUGUAUUCUCGCAAUAUUUAAUUUUUAAAAUAUUGGUUGAAGUAAUAAAAUUUUAAGAGGAAUAAAAAAAUGGCACAAGAAGCAGAUAUUCCAACAUUCAAGUGUGUUUUAGUCGGUGAUGGAGGUACUGGUAAAACAACGUUUGUUAAAAGACAUAUGACCGGUGAAUUUGAAAAGAAGUAUGUAGCUACUUUGGGCGUUGAAGUACAUCCUUUAGUUUUCCAUACUAACAGAGGAGCGAUCAGAUUUAAUGUUUGGGAUACUGCUGGUCAAGAGAAAUUCGGUGGACUGCGUGAUGGUUAUUACAUUCAAGGACAAUGCGCAAUUAUAAUGUUUGAUGUUACAUCAAGGGUAACAUACAAAAACGUACCGAAUUGGCACAGAGAUUUAGUGCGUGUUUGCGAGAGUAUUCCAAUUGUUUUAUGCGGCAACAAAGUUGAUAUUAAAGAUAGAAAAGUUAAAGCUAAAAGUAUUGUAUUUCACAGAAAAAAGAAUUUGCAAUAUUACGAUAUAUCAGCAAAAUCAAAUUACAAUUUCGAAAAACCAUUUUUAUGGUUGGCAAGAAAAUUAGUUGGAGAUCCUAAUUUAGAGUUUGUGGCAAUGCCAGCCCUCCUGCCACCAGAAGUCAAAAUGGAUAAAGAAUGGCAAAUUCAAAUUGAAAAAGAUUUGCAGGAAGCCCAAGAAACCGCUUUGCCCGAGGAAGAUGAAGAUUUGUAAACUUUUUGAGUAUAUAAGUGUGUUUGUACUUUUAAAUAAUAAAAGUGUCUCCACAAAUAUUGCUCUAAAAACAAGUUUAUGUGAAGUUAAUUUUAAGUUAAUUUAAUCUGUAGGAUAUGUUAGAAUUAACCAUUGUUUGGCAAAAUUAAUCAUUUUGGUAAUUAAAAUGUUGAAACAAUUCUACAUCUGAUAAAAAAAAUUAAGAAUUGUGUUUUCAAAUUAGAAAAAAGCAAACUCAAGAAUAAUUAAGGGAAAAAGGAUAAAAAGCUUUAAAACAGAAGUGAUCGCCAUAUUUAUUACAUAGAUACCUAGUUUUUUAAUUUUUGUGAACAGCUGUUCGAUUCUUGUAAGCAGCUAGUGUUGUGGAAAUAAAAAGCGGGUAUUGAAAAAAUUUCAAAAUUACAAAUUCAACUUACUUAAUCCAAUUUCACUAUAAUGAAAAAUAACAAAAAUCGGGAAAUUGUUUUCUUUUUUGGUUUGGAAAAAAACUAUCUUAUAAAUAUGAAAACAUUUUUAUUUAACUUAAUUUUGUUAUUCUUUUUAAAAUACAUAUUUUAAGAAAAUUAUAAUAAAUUCACUUCACAUACAAGAAUUUUUUAAUCUAAGAAUUAAAAAAACAAAAA
Molecule: messenger RNA, 1531 nt
Organism: Condylostylus longicornis
Lineage: Eukaryota; Metazoa; Arthropoda; Insecta; Diptera; Dolichopodidae
Gene: Ran
Product: GTP-binding nuclear protein Ran
Exons: 2
Coding region: 261-908 (215 amino acids)
Biological process (GO): ribosomal subunit export from nucleus; protein import into nucleus
Cellular component (GO): nucleus; cytoplasm
Molecular function (GO): GTPase activity; GTP binding
Source: RefSeq, a predicted model, not a curated record